Molecule: messenger RNA, 552 nt
Organism: Theobroma cacao (cacao)
Lineage: Eukaryota; Viridiplantae; Streptophyta; Magnoliopsida; Malvales; Malvaceae
Source: RefSeq, a predicted model, not a curated record
AUGGAGAACUUUACUAUGGUCUUUGCAUUGAACCUUUCUCACAACAGUUUGACAGGAUUGAUCCCACAAGCGCUUUCUCACCUUGUACAAAUAGAAAGUCUAGAGCUUUCUUACAACAACUUGAAUGGGCAUAUUCUUCUUGAACUUGUGAAGUUACAUUUCUUGGCAUUUUUCAAUGUGCCAUACAACAACUUAUCUGGAAAGACACCUAAAAGGAUUGCACAAUUUGGAACAUUUGAUGAAAGCAGUUAUAUGGGAAAUCCUUUUCUUUGUGGCCCACAAUUGCAAAAGAACUGCUCAACAAUUGAACCAUCAUUCACACCAAAGGCUUUAAUUGGCAACAGAGGAGACAGUGGCCUAAUUGACAUGGAUGUCUUUUAUGUGAGUUUCAUCGUGUUUUACAUAAUAGUGCUAUUGGCUAUUGCUGUUGUGCUUUACAUAUAUCCUUAUUCGAGACAAGCAUGGUUCUAUCAUAUUGAAACGGGCAUUACUUCUUGCUACUAUUUUGUGGUUGACAAUCUGCCUAGAGAAUUGCAUUAUGGAAAUAUGUAG